This is a messenger RNA of Acaulospora colombiana, 1341 nucleotides long. The record is from the annotation of a GenBank genome assembly. NCBI's taxonomy places the organism in Eukaryota, Fungi, Glomeromycota, Glomeromycetes, Diversisporales, Acaulosporaceae.
AUGAAGUCGUUUGAACUCUUGCUCGCUUUUGUGUUGCUCGUUACCCAGACGACGCCAUUUGUCGGUGCCGUCAAGCCUGAUACGAGCUGGGAAAAGAAAUUGUGGUAUGGUCCCGUCAAGGUGCCCACGAACCUCCGCAAGUGCGAGGUACCGCAUGCGUCGGAUAGUGCAGACGACUCGGCGGCGAUUGUGCAAGUGUUCCAGCAAUGUAAUAGGAAUUCGGAGAUUGUCUUCAAAAAGGGUGUCAAGUAUAACGCCUGGAAUCCUAUGAACUGGGGCAAUCUCUCGAGCGUUGUGAUCACUUUGGACGGUAGCAUUCAUUUGCCGAACAAUAUCACCGACAUUCAAAGCAAGGUGACCACAAACCCGAACCCACCUAGCGGUGGAAGCGGCGACAGCUACGAUGUCGGUGCAUUCCACGGCUACGGACAGCAAUGGUGGAACGUCAACAUCAGGACCAAGCGACCCCAGUUGGCGACCUUUAACGUGACCAACGGAUCCAUCGCCAAGAUCAAGGUCAUCAAGCCUGUCGCCUGGGGCUUCAACAUUCCCGGAACCAACAUCACCAUCAAGGACCACUUUGUCGAUGCCGCUCCUACAAACGGCACCCGCGACUUGACUCCCUCUUUCCCCUUCAACACUGAUGGCUUCAACAUGGGUGGCAAGAAUAUCAGCUUGGACGGCUACUAUGGCCAUAACGGUGACGACUGUGUGUCUAUCGUGAACGGUGCCAAGGGUGUCGUGGCCAAGAAUGGUUUCUGUGGCUUCUCGAGUCACGGAUUGUCCAUUGGUUCGUUGGGCAGGAACGGCUCUAAUCACCAGGUCUCGAACGUUUUGUUCCAAGACUGGACUAUGGAUGAGGCUGUUUACGGUGCUAGGUUCAAAUCGUGGACGGGAGGAAACGGAUUGGCCGAAAAUAUUACCUGGAGGAACAUUCACGUUAACAAUGUCUCUACCCCCAUCUUUGUCACUCAAAACUACUAUGACCAAGAUUUCGGACGACCAAACAACACUGCCAAUACUAGCACACACGUGAACAACAUGCUCUUUGAAAACUUUUGGGGAACGAUUGGUCCCAACCCGACCGACGGUACUUGCAUCUCGAACCCAUGCUGGAAUUACGUCGCGGGCGCCAAUGGCACACAAGCCAUCAUCUUUGACCUGUACAAUGGCACGGCUACCAACUUGCACGCCCACAACAUCCAGACCAAGCCCAUUGGCAAGCAGUACAAGGACACGACCGUCAUUUGCGAUCCUGCGACCCUUGCACCGGGUGAGCAGGAUGGACUCGGGUUCUUGUGCCAGAACGGUCCCUUCAAGGCCACCUCGAUCAAGCGAUGA